CAAUGACAACUGACAAUUGGAAAUUGGAAAUCUUUUGCAUUUUUCUGUCUGAUUUUCUUUAACUAAAAAUUUAUAACAGCUCUAUUGCGAUUUGUGAUCCUUCCUCUUUCUCUUUCCUGAUCUUAAAUUGACUUUUUAUAAAAGGUAUGGUUAAUCUCGUCGAUACACUUAUGUUAAAUACGGUGGCGGAGGGAACUAUGAAUAUUUUACGCAAUAUCGGACUGUUUAAAAGUAAGCAGCCUGUGAAUCCUCCGCCGGCAAUUAUAAUCAAGAUGCCUUUAUGGGAGCUAGCGCAAGAGGCUGGGCCGUUCGUGCGGCUAGCGGGGAUAAGUGGAGCUACGGCCGUGGUUCUAGGCGCUAUGGGCGCUCAUCGAACAUUCCCAGAAACAGAGAGUAAAGAAGACCUUAAGAAAAUUUUUGAAACUGCUAACAGAUUUCAUUUUCUCCACACACUUGCCCUUAUGACGGUACCACUGUGCAGGCGACCUUAUAUUGCUGGCACAUUCUUUAUAGCAGGAAUGGGACUCUUCUGUGGCACGUGCUAUUACCAUGCUUUCACUGGAGAACGCGCAUUGCGUCGUCUAACGCCUGUCGGCGGCUCUUUUCUCAUUCUGGGGUGGAUCGCGAUGGUACUGUAGAUUUCCUAGUUUGAAUAUUCUUUUCUAAACAGAAGAUGUAAGUAGGAUUUCAUUCCAGACUUUAUAAUGUUAUGAUUUUAGUCAUAAGCAGUGGUGUAGCGUAACUUUGUAAUGUAGCUUAGUAAUGGGGGCAAAUGGCCCAGGCGGCAUACAAUUUGAUUAGACAUUCCAAAAAAAAUUGGAAAAUCUAAAUGUUCACUCCUCUAAGAUUCAAUAAACAAAAUCUAGCACAAAAGUAUGGCUCUUCAAAGCCUGUAAUAAUGUUGGAAUCUUUUCAUAUAUUGUGCCUUUUGAUGUGACAAUGUCAUAAAAUUCGAUCCCCCGCUCUAGGGUUGCCAAUUUUUUUUUACAAGAAAUAAUAAUAUUCUGGUCUAUGAAGGUACUAUACAGUAUUUUAGGAAAACGAACAUUUUCUUUUGAAAAAUGCAACCAUUCCAUCAAUCAGUAUUUUCUUAUGACGUUGUCACAUUCAAUUAUCGUCAGGAAACCGACUUUACAGACAAACGUGAAUUUCAAUCUGCACAGUGAAAUCCACGCUACGUCACUGUUUAUAAGUGACAUGUUAUUGAGACUUUAUUUCACAUGUACAGUAUGCGUCAAAUAUGAAGUUGCAACACGCCAAACAGCAUAUAACUUCUCUGGGAUAAUUUUGUAUCCAGCGCAGCUAGACGCCUCGUGUUCAGAUCAGACUUCAAGUUUGGGGCAUACUAUAACUGUAAUCUUUGGUGUUGUGGAAAUAUAUUGUGUGUGUUGGUAUUUGUGAGUAGUAAGUUAAUAUUUAUCACAUUUAAAUUAGUUUAUAGGAUUAGCUUUUUAUCUUUAAAGUUUAAAGACAAUUUAUCCUUGGGUUUCAAUAUUUACUAUAAUAAUAUAUUUAUAACAGUUUGUAUAUUUUGUUUUAUAUUGUAGUAUCAUUGUUAGGUGUUCUGAAACCAUUAAAUAUUAGUAAAUAAUAUGCUCAGUAAUUUAGUUAAAUAUUUUAUUUAUCUCAUGUAAGCAAACUGGAAUCCCUACGUACAAGUAUAUUUAAAAAAAAAGUGUCACCUGACUAUCACUCUUUUUGUAGAUUAAGAACCUGUGACAGCCAGCUCUGUCAUUUGCUCAAUGCAUCAUUUGCUAUUGAUGAAAAUUUAUCAGCCCACGGUACUCCUACCAUGGCGUAUGGUAGGCAGCUAUCUAUAUCUUGGCAAAUUCGUUUGUAACACUAACAAUGGUCCGCGCGGGCCGGGAGAAGGUAGCUAUGCUCCGCGCGCUCAUCUUUAUACCCGCGCACUACCACAUACCCACGCAGUCCUUCUCCCGUCGCCCGCAUAUCAUGGGAGUGUCAUCAAUGAACUUGCCAAGGCUAUUGUUUGGUUUGGACCUCAAUGAUUUUAUGAUGUAGCAGGUUUCAAGAGUACAUGAUCUGUGUUCUUGUCUGGCCAUUACAGGUUUUUAGUCCUUUUAUGAUAAGUUUUGGGUAGUACAAUUGUAAAUAAUACAAUGUUAUGGUAAUUAUUUUAAUUAAUUCAUAAGUAUGUCAGUUUUAUUUAAGGACCAUUGGUAGAUGUUUUUAUUUGGAUCAUUAUUGUUGGUGAGGCAAUUGUAAAAUUUUACUUAUAAUAUUAAAGAAAAAUAUCCUUGAAA
This is a messenger RNA of Bicyclus anynana (squinting bush brown), 2264 nucleotides long. Its product is annotated as transmembrane protein 256 homolog. The coding region runs from base 147 to 638 and encodes 163 amino acids. NCBI's taxonomy places the organism in Eukaryota, Metazoa, Arthropoda, Insecta, Lepidoptera, Nymphalidae. The transcript is spliced from 3 exons. The record is from RefSeq and is a predicted model, not a curated record.